This is a messenger RNA of Brienomyrus brachyistius, 2298 nucleotides long. RefSeq names its product sarcoglycan, gamma (gene sgcg). The coding region runs from base 712 to 1581 and encodes 289 amino acids. The transcript is spliced from 8 exons. Gene Ontology annotation, biological process: cardiac muscle tissue development; heart contraction. Gene Ontology annotation, cellular component: sarcolemma; sarcoglycan complex. The record is from RefSeq and is a predicted model, not a curated record. NCBI's taxonomy places the organism in Eukaryota, Metazoa, Chordata, Actinopteri, Osteoglossiformes, Mormyridae.
GUUAAUGUUAACAACAUAGCUAUUGCAUUUAAGUCAUUCUGCAUUCAGUUGCACGCCGCUUAAUCAUAUCUUCGGUGUUUUUCUUUGUGUUGAUGGUAAUACUGUUAUGCAGUGUUGGUAUUCUAUUAUUAGUUGCCUUUUUGUAGAAGAGAUACUCUGAGAAGCCUCGAGAUUUUUUUUUGUGAAUACAAGAUUUAUAGAAAUAUGGCAAUAUAUUGGAUGUUGCGCGUGUGUUAACGCAAUAUGUUUUUCUUUAAGAAAAAGAAAACGUAAAACACAAGGUCAGCCCGCUAUUCACUCGCAUUAUAGCAAAUACGGUACCUUCCUUCACCCCUGCCAUAAAGGCUUCUCCAGUUCGUUACUGUUAAAGUCAUUAGUUAUGUACGUCCGCUCUGGCUUCAAGCAAGAGGAGUAUUUCGGUUUAAACAGAAAUGUUAUGUUAGUUAACGCUGGGAAAUAGGCGAGUCCACAACCGAUGGGGUAAAACAAAUAACCAGUUACGAUUUUUCUUUUUUAAAACCGAUAAGACUCCUAGGAAUUCAUGUAUUGGAGUACCAUUCAAGCGUUUUGUUUCCUUUUUUUGGGAAACUGUUCCCAGUCUUAUCCCCGUAUCUUUAAUGCCGGAAAAUCGUUUGGUUCCUGAUUAUAAGAACUAAUAGAGCAACCAACUGCAAUUUACGGAAGUAUUAGUCUUACAGUCCGAACGGCCAGAUGGUCCGAGAGGAGUACCUCUCUAUGUCGCAGGGCGACACCGCCCCGAGUACCAGCUCCGACAACAACUACAAGAUUGGCAUCUACGGGUGGAGGAAGCGCUGCCUCUAUCUCUUCGUGCUCGUCUUACUGGCCAUCCUGGUUGUGAACCUGGCACUAGCCAUCUGGAUUCUCCGAGUCAUGUGGUUCAACUCUGAAGGGAUGGGGUUGUUACAAGUGACAGCAGAUGGUGUGAGACUGGAGGGUGAAUCUGAAUUUCUGUUUCCACUCUAUGCCCAGGAGAUUCACUCAAGAGAGGAUUCCUCUCUUCUUCUCCACUCAUCUCAGAAUGUCACCCUCAAUGCCCGCAAUGACAACGGAGAUGUGAGUGGCAGAUUGGCCGUAGGGCCUGGAAUGGUGAAGGUACAGGAAGAGAGCUUCGAGAUCACCUCGGGCAAAGGCGACAUGCUGUUCUCUGCUGACGAGAACAAAGUGGCUCUCGGGGUGGAGAAGUUGCGUGUCACAGGGCCAGAAGGUGCACUAUUUCAGCAUUCUGUAGAAACCCCACUGGUCAAAGGUGAUCCCUUAAAAGACUUGAGGCUGGAGUCGCCCACCAGGUCCUUAAGCAUGGAUGCCCCCAAAGGUGUCCAAAUCAAAGCAGCAGGGGGCAACACUGAAGCUGCAUCCAACCUUGACAUUAUCCUGCACACAAGUGAAGGAAUGCUGAUCCUCGAUGCAGAAACAGUACGGCUUCCCAGGCUGCCCAAGGGCGUUGGAGGUAUGGCACGGGUUACCAACACAGUUUAUGAGGUUUGCGUCUGUCCCAGCGGCAAACUGUACUUCACCCGGGCCGGUAUGACCUCAACGUGCUAUGACAGGCAGGACUGCUAGAGGCCCUCCAGGCCUGCAGGUGGCGUAUGCUAUUUGGAAGGAUUCUUACCUUGUCUGUUUCAUCAGUGUUACAUUAUGUAAUUGCAUUGCAGACUCUUUUUUUCCCUCGCAGCUGCUACUGUAUGUACGCUAUACCCAUUUAUUACGCUGUGGAUAAAUAGAAUGGAUGCAUAUAUCAUGUUAAAUCAGAGAAAUCAAAAACAAGCACAAUUAUUCAUUCUUGACAAAAAAAGUCCUGGUUCUAGUGUAUGACUCCACUGGUAACAUGACAUUUGUCAGAUACGGAGAAUGUACUGGAAAAAACAUAAUGCACACAUUUUCUUUUCACAAACGAGUGUGACACUUUUGUAAAGCUGUUUACGUGGUUUACUUUGUUGUUUUUUUGUAUAUAUUUUAUGAAAGCUGGGCAAUGAAGGGCUGGUAACAGCUGGCAUUCUAUGCAAUAUGUUUUUAAAGAGUAAUAAUGCAAGUAUCUUCUGGUCUGUCAUUUCAGUUUUAAUCUCUCUGGCCCGUGACCUCAAGUUUAAUCUGCAAAUAUACUCAAGUCGUGUGUAUGUAGGUGUUCUGGACAAGAACAGAAUAAACUGCCACGGGGAAAUGCUUUACCUGUACGUAAAGUUUGUCACUGUGGAUUCAGAAUAAUAUUUGAGUUUUGUAAAGUGAAAAUGUUUUGAUUUUUGGUGGGGCGAAUGAAUAAAACCUGCGUUGACUAUGAAA